CACCAAAACAGGCAGAUACGGAAGUCGGCGCGCGCUUCUCGCUGUCGCUAACCAAAACAAACUGCUGAGUAGGUCGACUUUAAAAAGUAUCACAUCGCACACAGGGUGAAGAGAAAAAGCUGAUGUUUACUGGAACAUCUCAAUGGAUGUGAAACAGGAGAGCUGCGAUAUGGACACAAAUAUCAUGGAUAUUAAGGAGGAGGACUGUGAGUUGGAGUCCAUCUACCUUAAACAGGAAUGUCUGAGCAUCAAGGAGGAGAACCGUGAACUGCAGGCAGUGGGCAUUAAAGAAGAAGAUGAAGAGAGGUAUGUCAGUAUUCAGACACACAACCAUACAAAUCUGAACAGUGUAAAAGAAGACAACCUUCAUGAUGGGUGUCAAGAUGGAGGGAUGACCAGGUUGGACUCUUCUCAAAGCAGACACUGUUCAUCUCCAGAGGCUUCUGUCAUUGUGAAGACUGAAUCAUUACAGUCUAAACCAAAGAGGACUAAGAAAACUACAUCUGUUAGAGCUCAGGAAAAUCAACUACCAUCUACAAAGAAAUCUGGAAAAAGAAACAAAGAUCAGUGCAGUUUGGAAUGUGGAAAAGAAUUCUCUGGCAGGAGUGUCCUUCAGAUCCAUACUAGAGUUCACACCGGCGAGAAGCCAUAUUGCUGUAAAGAAUGUGGUAAAUGGUUUUCACGUAUAAACAAUCUGAAAAUCCACACUAUAGUUCACACCGGAGAGAAGCCCUUUUGCUGUAAUGAAUGUGGUAAACGGUUUUCAAAAAAGAUCAGUCUCCAGAGACACAUUAGAGUUCACACAGGAGAGAAACCGUAUUCCUGUAAUGAAUGUGGUAAACAGUUUUCAAAAAAGAUCAGUCUCCAGAGACACACUAGAGGUCACACAGGAGUGAAGCCAUAUUGCUGUACUGAAUGUGGUAAACAGUUUUCACGUAUAAACAGUCUUCAGAUACACACUAGAGUUCACACGGGAGAGAAACCAUAUUGUUGUAAUGAAUGUGGUAAACAAUUUUCAAGAAUGAGUAACCUUCGUAUUCACAAAAGAAUUCACACAGGUGAGAAGCUGUAUUGCUGUAAUGAAUGUGGUAAACGAUUUUCACAAAAGAUCAGUUUUCAGAGACACACUAGAGUGCACACCGGUGAGAAACCAUAUUGCUGUAAUGAAUGUGGUAAACAAUUUUCACAAAUAGGCCAUCUUCACAAACACAGUAGAGUUCACACAGGAGAGAAGCCAUAUUGCUGUAAUGAAUGUGGUAAACAGUUUUCAGAGAUGGGCAAUCUUCAGAGACACACUAGCAUUCACAACAGAUUAAAAAGGGUAGCAGUUCAAAAAUCAGUCCAGAAAAACAAGCACCCUUCAGGACUUGAGAGUGAGGUUCACUGCUGUCCUGAAAAUUAAGCAAACUAAACUAUUGUUGACAAAUUAAUCUCUGAGAGAAGCCAUAUUGCUGAUUGGAAUGUGGCAAACAAAUCGGUCAGAGGAGUUAUUUUCAGAGACACACCAGAAUUCACACCGGAGAGAAGCACAACUGAACUGCCCUGACUAAAGAGUAAGGUUCAGUCCUGCCUGGACAGUAAGCACAUGUAACUGACUGGAAUCCAUCCAACUUAGUGUUGUGUCAGAAACAAAUCAACACAGAGGAGAAUCAGAAGUUUAUAUCUCUUUUCCUUUUCCAGAAACAAAAUCAAGAACAGGGCAUCCUACACACUGUUUUUCACCAAAGCCCCUACAGCCUCCACCAUGUGCCUAGCUCUGCUUUCAUAAUGUACAUAUUACAUAUAGAACUAUUUACAGUAUAUUAUGCACAUUUCAUCAGAAAAGAACUCUUUACAAUAUACAUAACCUCACAUAAUAAUUCAUAGUUCAGCUAUACAUCUAUAAAUAUUUUUCUAUUUUUGUAUAACAAAAAAUAACACAUACCUUUCCAAAAACUAACUGUAGCACCCCUCAGCUCUUACUGAGGGUUCUUACCUGAGUUGUUCCUUUUCUUCUUUUUUCCUUCUUUACUAACUUUAAAUAUAACUUUUUACCUUAGCGUUCUCAGCACAACUCUUUUCAAGGAACAACCAUUUGUUACUAAUGUAAUUUACAUAACUCUACCAUCAAUUGCACAAUUCGUUACUAGACCCCACAUAAGGAUUCUAUGGCCACCUGACAAAUGUGAUUUCCCUUUUUUUUUUCUUUAUAUGGAUUAGCCAGCCUUUAUAAAACAAACACCCAAGUUGAAUGGUUUAGUUUAAAUAAAUGAACCAUUUACAUGUAUACAUACCACAUCCAUACAAAAGUAUAAUCUUAAAUAAUCCAAGAAACCUAUAUCAUUGUUGAACCAGCAGUCCUCUCUUUGAAUGCAAAAAAUAUCAAUAAACAAAUACCAUUCCCUUCUAAAACUUAAGCCGGCAAACUAAAUAAAAGGAACCAAACAAACGUCAGGUAAAAGGUACCACAGAUGAGCGUUGCAGGCCUGUUACUUGAAGGUGAUUGUGACGUUACUCGACGACGGCCUCUUAUGCUGUAAUAAAGCAGACGGGUGUCGUUUUUUGGUUUCCAGCAGAUGUGCGUCCCCUUUCGUUUCUUUCCUAGCGAGUAUCAGUUCUCAGCAAUAGUUGGUCAGCUGUAACAAUAUCUGAUAUCGGCAGUAUAAUCCAAUGUCUGCUGAUGUCUUCCAUGUUCAGUGUUUCAUGGGCAGUGCUCCCUAGCUCACCAGUUUGGCUUUCUCGACCAGUCCAUCCAACCACCAACACGUUUUUGUUUUUUUUUUUCUGUCCCGACUGUUAAUUCCGUGCUAGAAUCCGGUCUUCUUUUUUUUUUUUUCUCUCUCUUUUUAAACUCCUCACUGAUGUUUACCAUGGAUUGCAUUUCAAUCCUCACUUUCAUUGCAAAAGCCCAGUUCUCUCCUUUCUUGUGCCGCCCCUCCUUUUAUCGUCUCUCUUCUGACCCCUGCCAUUCCCUACUUUCCAAAACAAUAAAAUAAUUUAACAUAAAUACCAGCAUUUACUGUUUACAUUUAAAACCUUAGAAAUAUAAUUACAUAACUUUUUAGCAACCAUGCACAAUAAAUUUAACUGCAUUAAUUAAAUUUAUAUUACACCAUUGCUAUUAUCACCUCAUAACUUGCAUUUUAAAGGGCUACAUAACAAAAAAAAACAGGGUGCCAUACAAACAGCUUCUCGCAAAUUCUUAUUAAAUAAUAAAUCAAAUCAGUUACUAAUCAUUACAAACAAACUAUUAAUACAAUAUAAAUAAAAAUGUAAAAUAAAAAUGAAUAUCCAAAGUAUCCUUAUGUUCAUGUUUUACACCAGGCUGAAUUAUAUUAAAAUGCUGUGGCAGUGCACUACAAGAAGAAAUUCUCCUUUUUUAAAUUUGGUUGUGUUUUUGUUUGUUUGCUUUUGAUAAUAAAACAUACAAAGACUAUAUAUAAGAACUCAGUGGGGGGCACAUUUGUUAUUUAACACUUGAGAAUUACCAAAUAAUAUUCAUGUCAAAUCAAUAGAAUAAAAUUAGAAAAGGUUUGAAGAGAGCAGACUUACCUGUACAGCAUCCACCAUCACCUGAGGGUGCCUGCAGUCUGUGGGGAGUCGCAUUAAUUAGCAUUUGCACUACAAAAUACCAUUGGUAUGAAACUAAGGACACACAAACAGUUGCUUUUGGGGAAAUUCAUAACUGAAAGCUACAAACAAACAAAUUAAAAAUAAGAAUUUACUUUGCUACACAUACACACACCCAGAAAAUUUGGAGGAAUUAAUCUCGAGACGCCAUAUUGCUGUACUGGAUGUGGCCGACGAGUCUCACAAACCAGAAUCUUCAGGGCCACAAAAGAAUUCAGAUAGGGUGCCACCUUCAGAAGUGGGCUUAAUUGGAGAAGAUCUACACCAAGGACAUCAACCCUUUUGUCUUGGUGUACCACCCCAAAGAAUUUAAAUGUUCUGAAGUUUCCCCUUUUUAUGUUCGUGUUAAAUUGUUAAUUCUUGAACUAACUGGAAUUUUUUUUCCUACCCAGAAAAAUAUUCUUUCAGAGAGCUUUCAUAUGGUACUAGCAAUUGUAACCUGUCAAAGACGUGUUUUAGAAUGAAUUUCAAAAGGAUUUGAUAUGUUAUGACUGAUAAGACACUGAUAGUAUGUCACCAUGAGGAGGUCACUUCACCUGCUUGUGCUAAUAGUGAAUAAACAAAAGAAAUGUAAGCAAUUGUGUCUCACAUGUUGUAAGUCGCCUCGGCAUCAGUCUAAUAAUAAUAAUAAUUACAAGAAAGUUUAGUAAAAUAACGCCCUCGGCCAAAAGGGGUUUCCUGUUCCCGAGAGACUUUGAAUUCUGCUCUCUUGAUUUACUUACAGCGUGCUUUCUUGUUUGUUGGUGUAAAUUGUUUGUUGCUUUAAAUAAAUGAUAAAAU
This is a messenger RNA of Polypterus senegalus (gray bichir), 4389 nucleotides long. RefSeq names its product zinc finger protein OZF-like. The coding region runs from base 143 to 1402 and encodes 419 amino acids. The record is from RefSeq and is a predicted model, not a curated record. The transcript has 3 exons. Lineage: Eukaryota; Metazoa; Chordata; Cladistia; Polypteriformes; Polypteridae.